AUGGCUGCACUCCUCAGCCAUCAUGGCUUUGGCCUGUGCAAAGCUGGCUUUGCUGGGGAUGAUGCCCUGGGUCAUGAUCCCUCACACUCUCAAGUGCUCCUGACACCAGGGCAUUAUGGGUUGGACAUGGGGCAGAAAGACAGCUACGUGGGCAACAAGACCCAGAGCAAAGGCAGCAUCCCGACCUUGAAAUACCUCAUGGAGCAUAGCACCAUCACCAACGGGGAUAAAAUAGGGAGGAUCUGGCACCACACCCUCUACAACUUGUGCAUGUGUCCCCCAAGAAGUGCUUGGUGCUGCUGA
This is a messenger RNA of Pipistrellus nathusii (Nathusius's pipistrelle), 303 nucleotides long. Lineage: Eukaryota; Metazoa; Chordata; Mammalia; Chiroptera; Vespertilionidae. The record is from the annotation of a GenBank genome assembly.